GCAUAUCCAAAUGGAUGUGGAGCCCGGGACAUUUAUUGCCAGCUGGGAAUUGCAAGUAAAUGACCUUCAAACCCGAUAAGCGAAAACAAAACAAGCGAAAGUGCUAAAAAUAUCCAUAAUUUUCAGCGCACGAGACAAAAGCCCCACACAUGCACAUGAAAAUAUGAUAGGACAUGAAACACACCCACAGUCACACACACACACACACACACAUACACACGCAAACAAGCAUGUUCGGGGCAGGAAAAGGCGAGCCGAGUAAAUGAUAUUUCUGCCGGCUCGAUGCCCCGAUGCCAAUGCUUCUGUGCCUCCGACCCGCACAUAAAUACAAAUUUCAACAAAACAACAGGCCACAAAACAAAAAUAAACCCACAAAAAAUAAGCGAUGAAAGCAAAAAGGCGCAAUGUUGGCAACAACAAAGCAGCCAGUAGAAAAAAACAACACGGGCUAGGCAAACAUUUCAUAUCGUGGAAAUACUUUGGAGCCAAAUAAACAACAUUUUGUAGAAGCACAAAAAAAGGCAUAACAAACAGUUAAAAGGGAAAAUGGCUGGCCUGCGGGGUUCUCGUGGGCCUCGGGUUACUCUUUAUUUGAUUAAGAUAAAUAUUUGAGGCCAUCCAAUAUGUACAGCGAUUUUCAGUGGGAAUUUGAGGAGAAUGAAAUCAAAAAUUAAUAGAGUGGAUUUAAUAAAUGAAAUAGGAUAGCCUGUUAAAAUAAGCAUCCACUUUAUUGCGAGGUAUUAUGGCUCCUACAACCGACGAAAGUGAUAUUUAAUUUAUCGGAGAUGUGUAGCAAAAUUCACAUACCUUGAAAGAUCCUUAACAUUUGUGGAGUUGAAAUAAGGAACACCGAGCUCGAAAGGGUAUAUCCGCAAAGGGUCUGCCUGCUCGACCUUGGCACAACGACAGUUCUUGUUUUAGAUUAGACCCCUCCCCCCUCGCAACCCCUUGGCCCCCAGAACUCGGCCAUUUGGAGCCCAUCGCGACUUGUAGCCGAGCCACACGCCAACAGCAACAAAGGGAGUCAGGCAAAACUUUACGCAUUUUUGUCACAGAAACGAGUUGGAAGGAAACGAAAAUGAAAACGGAGGCGCAAGGAAAAGUGCUGAAAAUGGGGAAAGUGCCCGAGUGGCAAUCGUAAAUUUGACGCACAUUCUGCCCGAGGGCGGAGAGAUAAGCUUAUGAAUGGCUGUAUAGGAACUCACCCCAUUUCCACACAUAAUGUGGAGAGACUUUUUUCCAGGAUUUCUUUUUGGUUUAUGAUUAAAUUAAGUAAUUAUUUGUGGUGCGGCGCCAGCUGAAAUGAUAAAAAGUAUUCAACUUGUGGCAGCCGCGGCGAUAAAACUGGAUUUACAGCGGCCAUAAACUGCGUGGCGGCACUUGAACUAUGUUUUUGUACAUUUAUUUCGAAUUGAAGAGCACCAUAACGCAUACGCACUGUAGUCCCUGAAACAAACUAACCAGCUUUACUCACACCAGUCGCCCACACCCACACUCACACUCACACCCUCACCCACACUAACAUCACCGAGCACUAGAAAACUUAAAUGGGAAAAUCGAAUCAACAAGCAAACUUUUUCUAACAUAUGCAAAUAUUUUCUCUCUCUCUUUCUCUUUCUUCCCCUCCCCCGCCCUCUUUUCGCCCCUUUACUUCCAUGCCUCGCAAUGCAACUACUACAAAACUACAAUGCAAACGGCAGAGCGCAAUUCCAAAGCCCGCCGACCAUGCCCCUGCAGCAGGAGUGAGCUGCCCCUCGAACCCGCCGCCCACUGCGUUCUGCAAACUUUGGUUGCAGCAACAGCAGAAGCAGCAGCAGCACCAGCAGCAGCAACAACAACAACACCAGCCCUCCCAGCAGCAACAUCAGACAACCCAGCAGCAACACCAGCAACAGCAGCAACAGCAGCAACAUCAGCUCUCGCAGCAGCAACAGCUCUUCGAGCAGCAGCAGGCCUGGCUCUAGGAAAGAACAAACACGCACAACAUGUAAGUGGAAAGUUAAAUGGAAACUACAUGCGGGCUCAGCGUCAACAAAGGAGGAGCAACAAUAAACAACAUUUGAAAGCCGCCGGGACGAAAGUUGGCUCGGAACUUUCCGCCAGCACGUUGCGUUUGCAAAUUAAAUGCACAUUACGCCGACAUGUAAAUAGAUAAUGCUGUACAUAGGCAAGUUCGGGUGGAAACUUCAUCGCGGAAGAGGAGGAGGAAGCCCAGUAAUCUUAAGACGCGAAUAAUCAAAAAGCCAAAAAGCAAAUGUAUCUCACAGAUAAACAACAGCGUUUGGAGGCCUGUAGGACAAAAGCGGAGAGCGAAAAGCAUAAAAGCAAAAUAAAUUGUGCGUUAAUGAUAAGCGGCGCACAUUUCAGCGGCAUAAAAUUUAUUAAAAUAUGCGCACGAGCCAGACAACGCGGAAAACUUAGGAAAAGCCAGGCCCCCAAAAGUAGGCAGCACAAAACAGGCGCACACAGGCACACACACACACACAGUCACAGAAAGGACUCUGGCCGGAAAUCGUUGGCGAUAAAUAUAAAAUUUUAUUGUUGUGCUCCGUAUCUCUGCGAGUGUGCGAGUGUGUGUGUGUGUGGUGUGUCUGGUGCGCCUGGAAGUAAAUUAAAUAUACGUUUUUAUUAACUACUAAGAACCAAUUUGAUACGCAUUUAAAUAAUGCCCCUUACACGAGAGCACACAAGAUUAUGUUAUGUAAAAUUAAAUUUUACUGCAGCCAGCAGCAGCAGCAUCAGCAGCAGCAACGAGAAAGCCAAAUAAAUGUAGAAGCCCAUAUGUGUAUGUAAUCUAAAUCUAAAUUUAAAUAAAAUAUAUUCGUAAAGGACACUCUAGCCGUAGCCCAACUACUUACUUACUUAUGCCAACAACGUCCACAGUUUCAAUAAUAUUUACGUAAGCGAGCCACUUUCGACCAUAUACGUUAAGCCCAUUUAGCCUAGUUUAAUCAUUCGCAACUAAUUUAAGUCCGUCCGUCCGGUGGUUGACCUCUGCCUACUUCGCUGACCCCUGAAUUGUGUAAAUACCCCUCGGUUAUCCAUCAACGCACAUUACUCACCGAUUUGUGCGGUCAACUAGAGCUACGAGUAGGAACGAAUACGGAAUGCAUAUGAAUAUUAUCGAUUAACACAUUUACAAUCUACUGCAUAUUGGUGUAAACUGCAAUCGAAGCGAAACUUAAAUAUAUACGAUUAAAUGUCUCUAACAAGAUUUUACCAUGAGUGUGUCACUUUUAUAUAUAUCUAAUAUAUACAAUAAAACUACGAGUAAAAAUAAACUGCAACGACAUUUUAUACAAACA
Messenger RNA from Drosophila ficusphila, 3305 nucleotides. Its product is annotated as transcription factor asR4-like. The transcript has 2 exons. The coding region runs from base 1587 to 1964 and encodes 125 amino acids. The record is from RefSeq and is a predicted model, not a curated record. Lineage: Eukaryota; Metazoa; Arthropoda; Insecta; Diptera; Drosophilidae.